AAGCCGAGCUCAGCGCGGGCGAGGGCGGCUCCGGGCAGGCGCAGCAUCCCCAGGCACCGUCUCCCGGUGACCGCGGCGCUAGCGGGCCCGGCGGCCGCUGUCCGGGCGACUGCGCAGCGCAGGCACCCCCGCGGCCCCUCCCCUGGGCGCGCGCGCGACCUGGGCGCCAUGGCGGCGGCGGCAGCGGCGACAGGCCAGCGGCCCGAGACCGCCGUGGCUGGUAAGGCCCUAAGUCCGCAGUGGGUGCCCCCAGAGCACCGCCGGGAGCCGGCAGCGGCCAGACUGGGCGACAGCGAGGACGCACCGGUGCGGCCGCUGUACAAGCCCCGCGGCAUCUGCUCGCGCGCCUACUUCCUGGUGCUGAUGGUGUUCGUGCACCUGUACCUGGGCAACGUGCUGGCGCUACUGCUCUUCGUGCAUUACAGCAACGGCGACGAAAGCACAGAUCCCGGCCCACAGCGCCGCGCCCAGGGUCCCAGCCCCGCGCCGACCUUAGGCCCCCUCACCAGGCUCGAGGGCAUCAAGGUGGGGUAUGAGCGUAAGGUCCAGCUAGUCACCGACAGGGAUCAUUUCAUCCGAACCCUCAGCCUCAAGCCGCUGCUCUUCGAAAUCCCUGGUUUCCUGACUGAUGAGGAGUGUCGGCUCAUCAUCCAUCUGGCACAGAUGAAGGGUUUACAGCGCAGCCAGAUCCUGCCCACUGAAGAGUAUGAAGAGGCCAUGAGCAUGAUGCAGGUCACCCAGCUGGACCUCUUCCGGUUGCUGGACCAGAACCGUGAUGGUCACCUGCAGCUGCGUGAGGUCCUGGCCCAGACUCGCCUAGGAAAUGGGCGGUGGAUGACUCCGGAGAACAUUCAGGAGAUGUAUGCUGCAAUCAAGGCUGACCCUGAUGGUGACGGAGUGCUGAGUCUGCAGGAGUUCUCCAACAUGGACCUUCGAGACUUCCACAAGUACAUGAGGAGCCACAAGGCAGAGUCCAGUGAACUGGUACGGAAUAGCCACCACACCUGGCUCUACCAGGGUGAAGGUGCCCACCAUGUCAUGCGUGCUAUCCGCCAGAGGGUGCUGCGCCUCACUCGCCUGUCACCUGAGAUUGUGGAGCUCAGUGAGCCACUGCAAGUUGUGCGGUACAGUGAAGGAGGCCACUACCACGCCCAUGUGGAUAGUGGACCUGUGUACCCAGAGACCAUCUGCUCACAUACCAAACUGGUGGCCAAUGAGUCUGUACCCUUCGAGACCUCCUGCCGCUACAUGACAGUGCUGUUUUAUUUGAACAACGUCACCGGUGGGGGCGAGACUGUCUUCCCUGUAGCAGACAACAGAACCUACGAUGAAAUGAGUCUGAUUCAGGAUGACGUUGACCUCCGUGACACUCGAAGGCACUGUGACAAGGGAAAUCUGCGUGUGAAGCCCCGACAGGGCACAGCAGUCUUUUGGUACAACUACCUGCCUGAUGGGCAAGGUUGGGUGGGCGACGUGGAUGACUACUCGCUACAUGGGGGCUGCUUGGUCACGCGUGGCACCAAAUGGAUCGCCAACAACUGGAUUAACGUGGACCCCAGCCAGGCUCGGCAAGCUCUGUUCCAGCAAGAGAUGGCGCGCCUUGUCCGGGAAGGUGGCUCCGACUCACAGCCUGAGUGGGCUCUGGACCGAGCCUACCGCGAUGCGCGCGUGGAGCUGUGAGAGGAGGGUUAGCCCCAGCUCCCAGCCGCCUUCCUCCCGAGGUCGGGGGCUCGACUGUCCUGUCCUCCUCCAGACUAAAGGUCUGGCCAAUGUCUUGCCCCACCCCCGCCUCCAGCCGCGAUACGGCGAAGUUCGCACAUUCACGUUAUUUAUUGUGUAUAGACUUCAUGCUGCCCAGUCAAAUAAAACCACAAGG
Nycticebus coucang (slow loris) is the source of this 1876-nucleotide messenger RNA. RefSeq names its product prolyl 4-hydroxylase, transmembrane (gene P4HTM). The coding region runs from base 169 to 1680 and encodes 503 amino acids. Gene Ontology annotation, cellular component: endoplasmic reticulum. The record is from RefSeq and is a predicted model, not a curated record. The transcript is spliced from 9 exons. Gene Ontology annotation, biological process: peptidyl-proline hydroxylation to 4-hydroxy-L-proline. Lineage: Eukaryota; Metazoa; Chordata; Mammalia; Primates; Lorisidae. Gene Ontology annotation, molecular function: calcium ion binding; procollagen-proline 4-dioxygenase activity; iron ion binding.